Molecule: messenger RNA, 456 nt
Organism: Dovyalis caffra
Lineage: Eukaryota; Viridiplantae; Streptophyta; Magnoliopsida; Malpighiales; Salicaceae
Source: the annotation of a GenBank genome assembly
AUGCUUGGCCUCCCGCGCCGGAAGCCGGGAGCAAUUCGGCGGGGGCACGAUCGACUUUGCACGCUCCAUCCUUCGGCACUUCGCCUAUCGGCUUGGCAGGCAAGCUACCUUGAUCCGUCUUCGGCUUCGAUUCGUUAUGCUCAGAAGCUCCAACAAGCCCUAAAGUCUCUUGCAUCGCCUAAACCGCGCAAAGCCGCCGUUUACGUUCGAUCCUACGUGCCCGCAGGACGUUGCGUGUUCUCCACUUUCGAACCUCAGCAGAAUGUGUUUUUUCCUCUUACUUUCUCUCUCAUUCGCGGAGCAGAAAGCGGGCUUUGCCCCAGCUACCGCUAUCCUUGGGAAAGUCAAAGAGCUACCGAAGGAAAGGGAUGCAGUCCCCCUUGGCCUUUGGAGAGGAGAAGGCAGAGAAGAAGACGUCCUUCGCGCAAGUUUUUUUGCUUCCUGCGCCCUUACUAG